UCCUUUCGCUUCCCCUGCCUCUUCUCGGCGUACUUUAAAAAGGGGGCGGGGAGAAUGGAACGGGGAAGCGCGCGCGCCUCUCUCUCGUGACAGCCCAGCCCGGCUCGCCUCUCCCCCUCCGCGCUACAGCUCCGGUGCAAGGAUGGCGCGCGCCGCCGCUGCUGCUGCUUCUGCUUCUGCUUCUGCCUGGACUCUCCGUUUCCUGCUUUUGUCGUCGGCCCUCGUUUUGGCCGCCGCCGCCGCCCGGGCGCGGAAGCCCAAUGUGGUACUGAUCCUGACCGACGACCAGGACACCUAUCUGGGCGGAAUGACACCGCUGAAAAAGACCAAUGCUCUUAUUGCAGAGAAGGGGAUAACCUUCUCAAAUGCAUAUGUGCCCAGUGCAUUGUGCUGCCCCAGUAGAGCAAGCAUCUUGACAGGAAAAUAUCCACACAACCACCACGUUGUCAAUAACACACUGGAGGGAAACUGCAGUAGCAAAUCCUGGCAGAAGAUUCAGGAACCAUUUACCUUUCCUGCCAUCCUCAAGUCCAUGUGUGGCUACCAGACGUUCUUUGCUGGGAAAUACUUGAACGAGUAUGGAGCAGAAGAUGCAGGAGGAAUCGGUCAUGUUCCUCCUGGAUGGAGUUUUUGGUAUGCAUUGGAAAAAAAUUCCAAAUAUUAUAAUUACACACUUUCAGUAAAUGGAAAAGCACGGAGACAUGGUGAGAACUACAGCGUUGAUUACCUGACGGAUGUACUGGCCAACAUGUCCUUGGAUUUUCUGGAAUAUAAAUCCAACUAUGAGCCAUUCUUCAUGAUGAUAGCAACUCCUGCACCCCACUCACCUUGGAUAGCUGCUCCUCAGUACAAGAAAAGCUUUCAGAAUGUCAGUGCUCCAAGAAACAGUAAUUUCAAUAUCCAUGGAAAGGACAAACAUUGGCUCAUCAGGCAAGCAAAGACGCCAAUGACUAAUUCAUCAAUACAAUUUCUAGAUGAUGCUUUUAGGAAAAGAUGGCAGACACUUCUGUCAGUGGAUGAUCUGAUUGAAAAACUGGUGAAGAGGCUGGAAUCUCAUGAAGAGUUGGAUAAUACAUACAUUUUUUACACUUCAGACAAUGGCUUUCAUACAGGUCAGUUUUCAUUGCCUAUCGACAAACGACAGCUCUACGAGUUUGACAUUAAAGUUCCACUGUUGGUGCGAGGACCAGGAAUCAAACCCAACCAAACGAACAAGAUGCUUGUGGCAAACGUUGAUUUGGGUCCUACUAUUUUAGAUAUUGCAGGCUAUGAUCUAAAUAAAACACAGAUGGACGGGAUGUCACUACUACCAUUACUGAGAGGAGAUGCAAAUGUGACCUGGAGAUCAGAUGUUUUGGUUGAGUACCAAGGAGAAGGGCACAACAGUACUGAUCCUACCUGCCCGGCCCUUGGACCCGGUGUCACCCAUUGUUUUCCAGACUGUGUCUGUGAAGAUGCAUACAACAAUACAUAUGCAUGUGUAAGAACACUCUCUUCUUCAUGGGAUCUGCAGUACUGCGAAUUCGAUGAUCGUGAGGUAUUUGUUGAAGUUUACAACUUGACUGCAGACCCGCACCAGAUUACCAACAUCGCAAAAACAAUAGAUCAAGAAAUUUUAGAAAAGAUGAACUAUCGGCUAAUGAUGUUGCAGUCCUGUUCUGGAGCAACUUGCCGCACACCAGGGGUAUUCGAUCCGGGAUACAAGUUCAACCCACACCUGAUGUUCAGCAAUCAUGGGACUCCGGCUCGCAGACUUUUUACACGGUCACUGUAGCUGCAGUGGCUAGCCUGUUUUGUUAACAUUUCUUCAAAGUGACUGCAGAAUAUGUGCCGAAUCCACUAUGACUACAUCUGAAAGGCAUGAUUGGCGGACUCUUGUUUGGAGAAAGUAACCUACCCAGCUGGUUGUUUUGUGCAAUACAUUCUAACAUGACAUGAUCGGUCCAGUUCCCUCAAAAUCUGAUUACCACAUCAAUCUGAAAAUGGCAUCCUGAAGUACAAUGUUGACUUGUGGUCAGGAAUCUCAAUUUGUUUGGUGGUGUGUGAAAGACCUCAGGUGGAAACUGUUAACUACUUACCUUUGAGAGCUGGUCCUGAUGGAAGUUUUUUUUCGGGGGGGGGGGGGAGCAGGGUCAUCCUGGCCAGCCCUGUAGGCAGAGGCUAUAGAUCGCCUCCCUACAGCACUACCUGCUAAAACUUUUAAGAUGAUGAAUCAUAUUUCUGGGUUGUGUUUAGAAGUCUAGUAUAAUCAAGUUAACCAGGGAGGUUGCCAUUGUUUUUCUUCUCAGCCUUUCAGGACUCAUCUGGAAUUGCUGAUUAGAACAUAUGUGCCUGUUAGAUUGUCUCAUUAUGUAUUAAUCAACUCUGUUAUCAGAUCAGAACCAAGUACUGUAAACCACUAAAUGGAGACUCCCCCCCCAAAAAAAAGAUAAAUGGCACAUUCCGCGCAUUUUUGCACAGGAGCCACUAAUUUAAGAGUGAUAUUUUAAUUGGAAAAUGUGCAUUUUCAAAAGUACAGUAGAAUCUGACGUCCCAAUGUAGCAAUAUAUACAGAGGAGAGUAUUUCCAGUGCCUCAUCUGAGAAAGUUUCUUUAGGAUAUAAUGAUUACUGCAUUAGCCCUUUAUGCCAGAAAACUGCAAGUCGUAUUUAUUUGAUGCCCAGACUUGACGCUUCUUAUUCUUGAUUGCCCUAUGCCUGUGAAAUAUAUUGUUAGCACUUGUUGAA
Lacerta agilis (Sand lizard) is the source of this 2725-nucleotide messenger RNA. RefSeq names its product glucosamine (N-acetyl)-6-sulfatase (gene GNS). Lineage: Eukaryota; Metazoa; Chordata; Lepidosauria; Squamata; Lacertidae. Gene Ontology annotation, biological process: glycosaminoglycan metabolic process. The transcript has 14 exons. Bases 143 to 1774 code for a protein of 543 amino acids. Gene Ontology annotation, molecular function: N-acetylglucosamine-6-sulfatase activity; glycosaminoglycan binding. The record is from RefSeq and is a predicted model, not a curated record.